Messenger RNA from Monopterus albus (swamp eel), 3649 nucleotides. RefSeq names its product LSM14A mRNA processing body assembly factor a (gene lsm14aa). The transcript is spliced from 11 exons. Gene Ontology annotation, molecular function: mRNA binding. NCBI's taxonomy places the organism in Eukaryota, Metazoa, Chordata, Actinopteri, Synbranchiformes, Synbranchidae. Gene Ontology annotation, cellular component: P-body. The record is from RefSeq and is a predicted model, not a curated record. Gene Ontology annotation, biological process: P-body assembly; cytoplasmic stress granule assembly. The coding region runs from base 214 to 1851 and encodes 545 amino acids.
CGUAACCCCGCGAGACUAUGAGUUCCCGUUAGCCCCGCGGUUAGAGACGUUCGAUGGAGGAGGUGGUAGCCAUGUUGUAGCGGGGAGAAGAGCAAGUUGGUAGAAAAACACAGCCCGGGGACACUUGGUCUUUAGUUGGUACUAUUACUUACGCGGUUCGGAGGGACCGUUUGUUCUGUUUUCUGUUAAGACUGCCGAGCUUUCGGAGACACAAUGAGUGGCGGGACGCCUUACCUUGGCAGCAAAAUCAGCCUAAUUUCGAAGGCCGAGAUCCGCUACGAAGGAAUACUCUACACCAUCGACACCGAGAACUCCACUGUUGCUCUAGCUAAAGUUCGUUCUUUUGGCACAGAGGACCGGCCCACUGACAGACCCAUCCCUCCUCGAGAUGACACCUUCGAGUACAUCAUCUUUAGGGGCAGCGACAUCAAGGAUCUGACUGUCUGUGAGCCACCCAAACCAACAUGCUCCCUUCCUCAGGAUCCUGCUAUUGUUCAGUCGUCCAUGGGGUCCAGCUCCUCAUCUUCUGCCCCGACCCCAUUCCAGUCUGCUGGUUCCUACGGACUCUUCAACCGGGCCCCAGUUCCUGCCUACAACCAGUUCAGUGCCAGCCCCCUGGUUUCCCCUCAGUUUGGACCUGUUGGUGUUGGACGGUCAGUUCCCUCGUUUGUGGGUGACACGAGCACAGCCCCAACCCAGUCUCAGAGCAGUGCUAUUGGCUCUGCUGUCCCCUCUGACUCGUGUUCUCUGGGUUCCCUAGGCACUGAAGGCCGCACCAGCCCCAGUCUGGAUCUUUUGCGGAAGAGCCCCACCCUUGAGCAGGUCAUCCAGACUGCGCCAUCGGCCUCAACCGCCACUGCUGCAGCUCCAGCCCCCGGCCUGGGACGCAGGAGCCCCACCCACAGCCGCACGGCCCCCUCCAGCGCUGGUCAGAGCGGCCAGAAGGUCCAGCAGCAGGAUGCUACGGACACGAGGAGGGGUGAGACUGUCAGGGGAGGCCGCAGCAGCCAGGGCUGGUCUGCACCCCGAACCAUCCUCGCCUCUCACAUCACUGCUGUAGAUAGGGCUUCCACUGCAGGGCUUACCCACUCUGUCUUUAGCCACUCAGGCACAGACGUCCAGAAAGUUCCCAAACCAGACUCUGAGCAGGCGCGAGGUGAAGGCAGGGAUACCAGUAAACGUGCCACAGCAGCUGCCGGUGCGCCGGCUAACCGUCGGGGGCGUGGGGGUGGACACCGCGGCAGAGGGCGCUUCAAUGUUCGCCGAGAUGGACCCAUGAAGUUUGAGAAAGACUUUGAUUUUGAGAGCGCCAACGCCCAGUUCAACAAGGACGAGAUUGACAGAGAGUUUCAGAGCAAGCUGAAGUUGAAAGAUGAGAAGACUGAUAAGUCAGAGAAGGCAGUGAACGGAGAGGAUAAAGGCGACUCUGGCGUGGAAACUCAUAACAGCGAGGGCAACGCUGACGACGAGUGUGAUCCACUUGGCCCCAACUGCUACUAUGACAAGUCCAAGUCCUUUUUUGACAACAUCUCCUGUGAUGAUACCAGGAAAGCAAAUGACAAGUCUGGAGGCUCCAGCUUCCCACGGGAGCGGAGGCAGACCUGGGCGGAGGAGAGGAGGAUGAAUGCCGAAACAUUUGGCAUCCCCCUGCGUCAGAGCCGAGGCCGUGGAGGUUACCACAGACGUGGCGGUAUGGGCUUCCGUGGAGGUCGGGGUCGUCCAGCUAGCCGAGGGUCCUUCGGGCCACCACAGGUGGGCGGCGGCUUCAGAGGAGGAUACAGAGGAAACCAGGCUGGCAGGGAGUUUGCUGACCUUUCAGCAUACAGGAAGGACAACAAAGUGGCAGCAUAGUCCUGGUGGGAGAAGAAAGGUGGAACUUCUUCACACUUCAGUGGAAAACAGAUAGUUGGGUUUCUAUUUUGUUGACUAAAUAAUGAAGAUUGUCUACUAGUUGUAUAUUUGUCACCAGCACUGGGGUAGAGCUCAAAUGCAACGCGACUUUCCAUACCUUUCACCGGUGGAGGCAACAACAGCGCAGAUUAUCAGAAAAAAAAAAACAUUUUAAAACAAAAGUUCAGAUAUGACAAAUAAUUUCCAGGUGGCUGAAAUAAUUGUGUAUAAAUGUCGUUGUUUGAUGCGUUUUCUGCCCGGCCCCUUUCCUGUAUUUGAUAAGAUUUUGUUAGCAGUCAAGUUACUGUGAUGCUCACUGGCAUAGCUUUAUCUGGGUGGUGGGUACGAGAUAUCCUGUAAUUCUGCACCAAAAUACACAGCCACAGCAUCGCAGUCGCACCUUUCUAACAUGUAUUUUUCUACUCUUACAUAGACUUUCAUCCUGCUACUGCGUCAGCCUGCUCAGUCUCAGCUCCAAUGUCUCAGUGCUCAUGAGUUUCAAAUCGCCUGCAGCUUUGUCUUUUUCAGUUGAUCUUCACUGUUGUUGAAGAAGUUUCUUCUAGAGCUGCAAGAAGAUUAAUCUGAAACAAUUUUCUUAAUUGAUUAAUCAUUAAAACAUUUAGAAAACGAGCAGAAAUGUCCAAACUAGUGGUUCUAGGCUUUUAAAUGUGAGAAUCUGCUGCAUUCCUGGUCUCAGGCUAAAUUGAAUAUUACUGGAUUGUGGACUGUUGGUCAGACAAAGCAAGGAGCUCACUGACAUCAUUUAGUGCUGUAGGACAGUGUGAUAAACCUUAUUCACUGUUUUCUGUAGCCCAAAUGAAUAAUUGGUGAAUUGAGAAAGUAUCCGUCAGAUUAAUUGAGAUUAAUAGUUGUUAGCUGCAGCUCUGGUUCUGCCACUCUGGAGCUGGUGGUAGCCGUUCGCCUGUACUCCUGGUUGUCAUGCAAAUUUUCAGUUCAAAACCACAAGCUAACUCAGUCUGGGGUGCAGAUGGAUCAUAGGUCAAACUGCAGUUGCUUUAUUUUUGUUUUUUUCCAUGUAUUUUUCUGUGCUUUUCUUCACUCACUGGUGAUCACGUAACUUGAAUUUUGAGGUUAGAGCUGUGGUGGAAUGUACACAGACGAGGGCUGAUGUCUAUAUUUACUGGCUUUUGCUUAUAGUUGAUAGGACAGAUGCAUAUGGAAGGUUUAAAAAGCCUAAACGAAAACAAAUCUAGUGACGUAAUACACAUUGUUAACUAGUCCGUUUAUUAAGCAAGUGACAGAAAAAUUAUCUGAAACCGUUUUGAUAAUCAAUUGAAUCAUUUCAUUUUUCAAGUAAAUAUAAAGAAGUGAUAUUUCCUGAUUCCAGGCUCUGAAAUGAGAGCAUCUCUUUUGCCAAAUAUCACUGGUGACUAAAUAUGUUCAUAUAUGUGGGCUUUUGUUCAGACAGAACAAGACAUUUGAUGCCACGUUCAGAUCUAUGAAGUUGAUUAAAACAUUUUUAUAGUCUAAAUGUUAAGUUGAUUAAUGGGGAAAUCAUCUUAUUGACCAAUAUUGAAAAAAUGUUUAAAGAACAGUUAUCUUUUCCUUUAAUAACUAAAUGAAUCGCUGUGACGCUGCAUUAAAACGGUCACAACACAGCUAAAGUGAGUGUUGUAGUUCAAGGUUGUCCAGCAGAGGGCAGCACAGUCCCGCUACAAGCCCAGUGAUUGGUUGUCAUGAGGACGUAAUGCUCCAAAGAGAUGAUGUAUUAAGUGUUAAUAAAGACAUAAUCUUGUAA